Molecule: messenger RNA, 2500 nt
Organism: Peromyscus leucopus (white-footed mouse)
Lineage: Eukaryota; Metazoa; Chordata; Mammalia; Rodentia; Cricetidae
Product: zinc finger protein 420-like
Exons: 4
Coding region: 363-2015 (550 amino acids)
Biological process (GO): regulation of transcription by RNA polymerase II
Molecular function (GO): DNA-binding transcription factor activity; RNA polymerase II cis-regulatory region sequence-specific DNA binding
Source: RefSeq, a predicted model, not a curated record
AAGUAGAACUACAGAGCCGGGUGAUCCCAGACUGACUCACACUCAAAACGUAAGCCUUGAGGAGGUGACUGGAGUGAGCGCUCCUAGACGCACCAGGACCUCCUUUAUUUCAGAGGUGCUCAGCUCAAGACAGCUUGCUUUGGAUCUCUCAGACUUAAAGGACCCGCGUCCACCCACCAACAAGCCCUGCCCCGGCGCCUCGGCGUCCUGAUGUCACUUUUGCACACCCUGGAGGGGGCGGGGAGAAGCAGGAGCCUGGGUCUGGACUGGAAUUGAAUGUUUGGCGGCUCCUGCUGAGGGAGCAGCUGUGGCACUGCUGUGUUUUCUUCUGGCAGUUUUCGCAUCAGGGCCUGGUGCCAAGAAUGUCAACAAGAGUUUUGGCUUUUGCUCCUGAGACAGAAAUUCAGAGAAUAGCAACAAAGAGAAUGGCUGCAUCUCCAGUAAACGCUCACCAGGGUCUGUUGACAUUCAGGGAUGUGGUUGUGGACUUUACCCAAGAGGAAUGGGAAUGUCUGGAGUCUUCUUGGAGGGCUUUAUACAUCGAUGUGAUGCUGGAGAAUUACAACAAUCUAGUCUUUGUAAAGAAACAUCGCAUAUGUAGAAAAAAUAAAAAGUUCUUAGAUCAAGACUCAAAGCACAUUGCCUAUCAGUCUGUGAAUAUCCAAAAGAAGCCUAAUAAAUGUAAUAAACUUGGCAAAAUGGUUCAUGAAUCAUCCCAAUGUACACUUUAUAACACAAAUGAUACUACAGAAAACUGCAAUGAAUAUGAUUGUGGCUACCACAUGGAUGCUUCUGUUGAAUCAUCAAACCAUAAAAGUGUGAACAGUGGAGAAAAACCCUGUAAAUGUAAAGACUGUGGAAAAUGUACCACCACUAGUCAAAAUCACAGAAAGCACACUGGAAAGAAAGAACACAAAAAUACAGAGUAUGAUGUAUCAUUCGACUCUAAACAUAAACUCACAUUGAAACGAUUCCAUAGUAGAGAGAAAAAACACCAAUGUAGGACAUGUGGACAAUGCUUUCUGACACAUUCAAGCCUCAAUAGACAACAGAGAAAUCAUUCUGGAUCAAAAUCCUACAAUUGUGAACAAUGUGGCAAUUGCUUUUCUCAGUUGUAUCAGAUUAAAAAACAUUUCAAAACCCAUACUGGAAAGAAACCUUACAAAUAUAGUGAUUGUGAAAAUUCCUUCACCAGUGUCUCAUGUCUUAUUAAUCAUCAAAGAAUUCACACAGGAGAAAAAACUUAUAAAUGCAGAGAAUGUGAGAAAUCUUUUACAUGUAGCUUACAUCUUAGAAGACAUCAGAGACUUCAUACAGGAGAAAAACCUUACAAAUGUAGUGAAUGUGGAAAAUCCUUUACUUGUGGCUCAACUCUUAGAGAACAUCAGAGAAUCCAUACAGGAGAGAAACCAUACAAAUGUAAUGAGUGUGAGAAAUCAUAUAAACAUGGCUCAAGUCUUAGAACACAUCAAAGAAUUCACACAGGAGACAAACCUUACAAAUGUAGUGAAUGUGAGAAAUCUUUUACUUGUGGUUCAAUAUUCAGAAACCAUCAGAGAUUUCAUACAGGAGAAAUUCCUUAUAAAUGUAGUGAAUGUGAGAAAUCUUUUACAUGUAUCUCAACAUUUAGAAACCAUCAGAGAGUUCAUAGAGAAGAAAUUCCUUACAAAUGUAGUGAAUGUGAGAAAUCCUUUAUAUCUGUCUCAAAUCUUAGAAGACAUUACAGGACACAUACAGGUCAAAAACCUUAUAAAUGUAAUGAAUGUGAGAAAUCAUUUCCAUUUGUCUCAACUCUUAAAAAACAUCAAAACACUCAUACAGGUGAGAAACCAUAUAAAUGUAAAGAAUGUGAGAAAUCAUUUACAUAUAGUUCACAUCUUAGAAGACACCAGAGAAUUCAUACAGGAGAAAAACCUUACAUAUGUAGUGAAUGUGACAAAGUCUUUACUCGUCUCUCAGGUCUAAGGGAACACAAGAAAAUUCACACAAGAGAGAAAAUUUUCAACAGUAAAUAAUAUAGCAUACCUUUUAUUCAACGCUCUGUUCUAGAGACCACUGCAGGCUUCAUUGUAGAUAAUAAUUAGGAACAUGAGAAACCAUGAAAGUCUUAGAUAAUAUAAAAAAUUUUAUAUUGAGUAAUAUUGUGAACAUUGGACUACCUAGGAAAAUUUCCUUAAAAUAUCUUACUAUUUUAGCUUUAAAUAUUGCACAAUGAACAGAAAAUAUAGAGGCAUAAAUAAUGGCUUGUGUUUGCAGCCAUUUCCUCGAGACUGAAACAUUUCAACUGGAGAGGAACCUGAGUAAAUGGCUAAAAAUAAAUAACUUUGAGAAAUAUUAUAAAGUGAAAGAAUUCUCUCUGCUUAACUCACAUGAAGAAACUUCAACAAGUCCUGACAAACUGGCCACCAAGAAAGGAUGUCCUUCAACCUGUGGAUAAGCCUGCAAGUGUGCAGUGUGCCAUGGCUGUCCAGUUGUCCUAAGCUGUAUCCCAUGAAGCUUU